This is a messenger RNA of Glycine soja, 987 nucleotides long. RefSeq lists its product as uncharacterized. Bases 241 to 963 code for a protein of 240 amino acids. Lineage: Eukaryota; Viridiplantae; Streptophyta; Magnoliopsida; Fabales; Fabaceae. The record is from RefSeq and is a predicted model, not a curated record. The transcript has a single exon.
UGUCUUCCUAAUUCUCAAAACUUCCUGCCAGUGUCCAGCCUCUGCAUAUUAGAGAAAGCAGAAAGAACAACAUUAUUCUGAGGUUCCAGAGCAAGAAUUUCCUUCACCACUCUUUCAGCAACCUCAGUAUUCCCACUAUUCGUGCUAGCUGCCAACAAAAGCUCCCAAAACAACCAUGUCAGCUUUCCACAGCAUUUCUUUCACCAGCUCCACCGCUUCUAGCAACCUACCCCCUCGCCCAUGAAGAUCAACCAAGCACCCAUAAUGCUGAAUCUUCAGCUCAAUUCCAUACACCGACUUCAUCGACCGAAAAAUCUCACAACCAACAUCAAUCAAGCCAGCAUGACAACAAGCCGACAAAACUCCAACAAAGGUGACACCAUUGGGAACAACAACCCACUCCCUCAAAUCAAGCACAUCAUCCACGUACCCAUAAGCACCCAACCCACAAAUCAUAGCAUUCCAAGUAACAACAUUCCUCUCCGACAUUUCAUCGAACAACCUUCGCGCCAUCGCAAUCGCCCCAUUCUUCGCAUACAAGUAAACCAACGCGGUCCCGAGAAUCACUCCAUCUCCAAGUCCAACCCCUUUCACCAUCAUAAACUCAUGAAUCCUUUCCCCGAGCUCGAGACAACCCGACCGGGCACAUGCGGACAACACCGACGCCAAGGUGGAGCCACUGGGCUCAAAGCCCUCCCCAACCAUAUCCUCAAACAGAUCCAAAGCCUCGUUGGAGCAGAAAUUCUGAGCGUACCCACAAACCAUAGUGGUCCAAAGACUCGAACUUUUCUCAGGCAUUUCAUCAAACACGCGACGGGCACCGACGCAGUUUCCCUACACAGAGUAACACCUAACCAAAGCAUUAACCACGUGGGAAUCAAAGUCCAACCAGAAUUUAAUUGGGAAGCUGUUAACGAGCGCAAAUGCGAGAAUGCCUUGAGGAGGAAGAAUCAAGAAAGUUAAUUAGGCAUGCAUCGAUAAACUAAG